AUGCAGAAAACCACUCUUUUCCUCUCACUCCUCCUCCACUUUUUCUCAACCGUUACCUCAAAAUCAACGAUCGAACCAUGCACAAACUCCGACACAUGCAACGCUUUACUCGGUUACACACUCUACACAGACCUCAAAGUCUCCGAAGUUUCAUCUCUCUUCCAAAUCGACCCUAUCUCUCUCCUAACCGCCAAUGCCAUUGACAUCUCUUACCCCGACGUAGAACACCACAUCCUCCCUUCAAAACUCUUCCUCAAAAUCCCAAUCUCGUGUUCAUGUGUUGACGGGAUUCGCAAAUCCGUUUCAACCAACUACAAAAUUCGUCCUUCUGAUACUCUUUCCACCAUUGCUGACUCUGUUUACGGUGGUUUGGUUUCCUCUGACCAGCUUAAAGAGGCUAAUUCUAUUUCUGAUCCUUCUGUUCUUGAUGUGGGACAGAACCUUGUUGUUCCUCUUCCUUGUACUUGUUUCAAUGGCUCUGAUAAUGCUUUGCCUGCUAUUUAUCUGUCUUAUGUUGUUCAGCCACUUGAUAGUUUGAGUUAUAUUGCUGCUAGAUAUUUUACUACUCUUACUGAUUUGAUGAAUGUUAAUGCUAUGGGGACUACUUCUAUCUCUGAUGGUGAUAUUCUUGCUAUCCCUAUUCCGGCCUGUGCUUCAAAUUUUCCGAAAUAUGCUUCUGAUUUCGGUUUGCUUGUCCCUAAUGGAAGUUAUGCCAUUACAGCUGGUCACUGUGUGCAAUGUAGCUGUGGACCCCGAAACCUAAAUUUGUACUGUAUGCCGGCUUCUCUAGCUGUUUCUUGCUCCAGCAUGCAAUGUAAAAGCAGCAAUCUUAUGCUUGGCAAUGUUACCGUGCAACAGACUAGCGGUGGUUGUAAUGUGACUUCUUGCAGUUAUGAUGGUCUUGUUAAUGGCACCAUAGCGACAACGUUGACCCCGUCUCUUCAGCCUCGAUGCCCAGGGACACAGGAGUUUCCUCCUCUUAUCGCCCCACCUACAACUGUUGCGAGAGAAUCAAUAUUUGCACCGGCACCCUCACCAUCAUCGCUGUUAGAUGGAACUGAUGGGAGAUCGCCCAAAUCCUCUGUGGUGCCUUCAACAGGAUUUACUCCCGCUAAUGGCCCUGUUAGUGGAAUUUCUUCUGGUGCUUCUGCCGCAUGCUCCUUGGUGAAACCAUUACCCACUUUGACGGUUCCACUUGUGUUAUUACUUGUCAAGUUAAUGAUCCCCUUAGCAUUGUAA
Messenger RNA from Lathyrus sativus (Indian pea), 1239 nucleotides. The record is from the annotation of a GenBank genome assembly. Lineage: Eukaryota; Viridiplantae; Streptophyta; Magnoliopsida; Fabales; Fabaceae.